Molecule: messenger RNA, 852 nt
Organism: Arabis nemorensis
Lineage: Eukaryota; Viridiplantae; Streptophyta; Magnoliopsida; Brassicales; Brassicaceae
Source: the annotation of a GenBank genome assembly
AUGGAGGGCAGAAACAAUGUCGAAAUCAAGCUUGAAGAAACAAUCGCUAGACAAGAAGAAAAUUUAGAAAAGGUCCUACUUGAGUGUUACGAGGACGAGCAAGAUAAAUCGCGUUUACAAGCUAGGCCUUGGAGCAAAUGCACCAAGAGAAAAUAUGUUCGUGCUAUAGAACGGGAAAAGUUAGAGAAAGUAAAGUGUGAACUAGAAACUUUUAAAAUCAGACAUGAACUAGUCGAAGAGCAUGUUCAUGCUGACAAGAGAGAUGUGAAUGCAAUGCGAGAAGAGAGGGACAAUGCUCUCAAAUUAGUCCAUGAGAUCACAACAAAGCAUGAUAAUAUGUGUCUCAACGCUGAGAGGUUCGAAAGCAAGUACAAGAGAGAGCUAAUUUUCACGACAGCUUUUAUGAAAGAAAAACAAGUGAUGAAAACAAAGCAUGAGAAUAUGUGUCUCAAGGUUAAGGAGUUCGAAAGCGAGUACAAGAGCGAGCUAAAUCUCACGAAAGCUCUUAUGAAAGAAAAACAAGAGAUCACAACAAAGCAUGAGAAUAUGUGUCUCAAGGCUAAGAAGUUCAAGAGCAAGUACAAGAGGGAGCUAAAUCUCAAGGAAGAUCUUAUGAAAGAAAAAGAAGAGCUUGAGAUAUCUUACAAUAUUAAAGAUGCAGAUGCAGAUGCGAUGCGAAAAGAGAGGGACAAUGCUAUCGAAGUUGUCAAUGAGAUCACAACAAGAUUAGAGCAAUUAGUAGCAUCGUUUAUUUGCCCUAUCUCACAGGCAAGUCCUUAUAAUCUCGAUAUCUUUACAAGAAGAUUACAUGCACAACACUCAAUCUCGUAUACUAGUAAUAUACAUGUUUAA